Molecule: messenger RNA, 1658 nt
Organism: Selaginella moellendorffii
Lineage: Eukaryota; Viridiplantae; Streptophyta; Lycopodiopsida; Selaginellales; Selaginellaceae
Product: DNA repair protein XRCC2 homolog
Exons: 11
Coding region: 125-1270 (381 amino acids)
Biological process (GO): double-strand break repair via homologous recombination
Cellular component (GO): Rad51B-Rad51C-Rad51D-XRCC2 complex; replication fork
Molecular function (GO): ATP-dependent DNA damage sensor activity; DNA binding; ATP binding
Source: RefSeq, a predicted model, not a curated record
UGGUGAUUGGACCAGGACCCAAACCUCUCGUUGAUUCGGUGACAAGACAAUUGAAGCUUUUGUAAAACUGGACAAUUGGAUCUAUAAACUUUUUGUUUAAUUGUUUUCAUAUACUUAGGUUGGAAUGCCGAGAAGGAAGAAAAGCGAGGGAUGGAUACGCAAGCGCCGUGCUCCAGUAGCGCCGCGAUGGCGCCGGAGGUCGCAAGCAGGCGAUUCCAGCUCCAGCAGGAAGAAAGAAUUGGAUAUGGAGAGCGUGACUGUGACCCCGGAUCAAGUUCGCGGGUGGUGUGCCACGGACGAGACCGCUGUGGACGCGUUCCAGGGCUGGGCGAGCAAGAGGAGCGAGAGCAGGAGAGAAUGUGGGAUUGGAAGAGCAGGAGAUUUGAGGCGGCCUCCGGUUGUUUCGAUUGCUCCUCCUCUGGAUCGAGCUGCGCUUAGGCCGGGGCAUGUCUUGGAGAUUGCUGGGCCUAGUGGGUCUGGAAAGACUGAAUUGCUUAUCCAGGCUGCUGUUUCGUGUGUUCUUCCAGCAAGUUUUAACGGAGUUUCUUACGGAGGAUCGGAAGCUGUGGUUCUCAUGUUUGAUCUGGAUGGGAGAUUCGACAUAGCGCGUCUGACCAGCGUGCUCAAAGCUCGUAUUAAUGAGGCACAUAAGGAUGAUACAGCUUCGAAUUCGAUUUGCUUGGAAGAGCAAGGAGAGGAGGUUUUGAGGGCCAGCCUGAGACGCUUUUAUUGCUUGAGGUGUUUCAAGAGCUUUGAAUUCCUGGCAUCUCUCAAGAGCCUUCACAUCCAGUCAAGCAGGAUAUCUCAAGAGCACCACGGCAAAGCAGUACAGCUAGUUCUUAUCGACGGUAUUGGCUCGUUUUAUUGGCUGGAUUGGAUGUCUAGCUGUGCUGCUGCUUACACCAGUCGAAGAACGCUCGGUGUCCAGCGUUUUUCCGAGCUGAUUGUCCAAGAGCUACGUAACCUUCGCAACACCAAGCUUUUCUUGGUUCUGGCAACGAAGGCUCUCCUUUAUGCACCUCCCAAGAGGAAAGCCAUCGCUUCUCGCAUCCAGUACCGCGAGUACAUGCCGGCAGCUUGGCAGAACGCAGAGAUUUGUGACGCACAGACUUUUCCUUCAGCCGCCGCCCCAGGCGGCGUCAGGAGCUCGCGUCUUCACUGCUCAGUGGGACAAGCCUUCACUGGUGGAGAAAGACGAGUUUUUCAUACACAAUCAUGGUGUCCAAGUUGUCACCAAAAUCGUAGACGAGCACCUCUAAGGCACCUCUAAGAACGCAAGAAUGUUUUGGAUUUGGGAGUCUCGUGCAUAGUCUCUUGUGUUUCAGGCUCACUUCGAUCUCGUGAUCGCCCCUGUAAAAUGCUGCGAGCAUCCAACAUGCUCCCACACUUUGUCUCGUGGCUCGCCUUGAGCUUGUUCUGUCCAUGACGAAUUUCGGAAGCGGAGCAUGGUCCUCAGGUUGAUAUUUCUCAAUUCUGGCGUUGGGAAUCGAAAGAACUGGCUGGCGGAUGAUGAAAGCAUAAUCGCCAGCACCUUGAGUUGGGAAAACUCGGCAACUUUGAGCUCACCAAGUUCCAGAGCUAAGCUUUCUUCGAAACAACAAAGAUGAAAGGCCCAAAGCCUUAGUAACAACGUCAAUUCAACUUAAGCCAUUCUCUUA